CGUGAACUUACUAUUCAUAGACCGCAAACCCGAACGCACAGGUUACAAGUCUCAGGGAGUUUCUUAAAGUAACAACAGGUUUACCUGAGCAGAUAUUAGAAAUGCGACUUGCAGAGUCUGAGGAUGAACUAGAGAAGCUCCAGACAGAUGGGGACUCCGAGAGCGACAGCAGCCACAGCAGUCUGGACAAGGACUACGUUCCCAGGGGUCUGGGCCCCGGAUCAGGAAAGAAAGCCUUCACUGAUGAGGAGAGUUCAGCUGCUGAGUGGAAUUGUAGCCCUGCAAAGAGAAGAGCUUCAAGGAGGCAAUGUCGCUCUGUAUAUGCCUCUCCACUGUCAUCGCCUGCAUCCAAGACAUGGGAGGGGAGACGCACUUGUAGAAAGAAGGUCAAAAAUGCAACUACACCCAAAAAUUGCUCCUCCUCUCACAAUUCUCGCAAGAGACUCUUCAGUCCAGGCAGGAACACUCAGAGCAGGAAGCGCCAAAGACGAGACUUAGGGCCAGACAAAGAUGGAGAUGAUGGAGACCGCUGGCGAAAUAUUGAUGAGGAAGAUGCCGAGCCUCCUCAGGCACGGUUCCGACCACAGAGGGAUGUAGGUCCUCAGCUGAACAGAACAGCAAGUUACACACCACUUGAGCUGUUUCAGCUGUUCUUCACUACUACAGUAAUUGAUACACUGGUAAGAAAUACUAAUACAUAUGGGGAAAAGAAAUGCCAAGGCCAGAGGGAAAGCUGGGUGCCUGUUACAACAGCAGAUAUGUAUUCUUACAUCUGCCUUGUCCUCUACAUGGGCAUUGUACCACUGAAAACUCUGAAAGAGUUCUGGAGAGGAUCUACACUAUUCAGUCUGCCAUUUCCUGCUUCUGUCAUGCCUUGCAGACGUUUCCUAGCCAUAUCCCGCAGCCUGCAUAUGAAUGAUCCCGCUAAGGAAGCAGCUAACGACCAAAAGAAGGGAACAUUGGGUUAUGACAGACUCUUUAAGAUAAAGCCACUGUAUGAGCAGAUCUUGGAAGCCUGUCACACUCACUUUCACCCACACCAGCACAUCUCUAUAGAUGAACGAAUGGUGGCGAGCAAAGCAAGGUUCGGAUUUAAGCAGUACAGCAGAAAUAAGCCAACAAAAUGGGGAUUUAAGCUCUAUGUGUUGGCAGACUCAAUAUGUGGCUACACCUUGAAUUUUUUUGUUUAUGUCGGAAAAGAUGGGGAACCCACAGGGAAGGGGAUAAGCUAUGAUGCUGUGAUGAGACUACUGAACAUUCCUUUUCUUGGCAAAGGCUACAAGCUUUAUGUUGACAACUUUUACACUAGUCCAGGUCUGUUUCUUGACCUUCUUAAAAGGAAAAUCUGGGCCUGUGGCACUAUUCGCUCCAACAUAGCAGGUUAUCCCAAAGAAAAACCAAACAACAUGCCGGAGAAAACACCCAGAGGAACCAUUAGGUGGAUCAGAAAAGGGGAUCUGUUGUUUGUUAAGUGGUUUGACACCAGAGAGGUAACAAUGUGCACCACUAUGCACAAAGCUUACAGCAAUGAUAUGGCAAAGAGAAAAGUGAAAAACAAAGACGGACAGUGGACAGUAAAGCAUGUUCCCAUUCCAGGCUGUGUCAAAGAUUACAACAAGCACAUGGGGGGUGUUGACUUAUCCGAUGCACUUAUUGGCUAUUACAAUGUCCUUCACAAGACACAGAGAUGGUACAAAACUCUGUUCUAUCACUUUGUUGACAUAGCAACAGUAAAUGCCUUCAUCCUCUACAAAGAAAUGUGCAAAAUGCAAAAUCGACCAACAGGUACACAGAAACUCUUCAGGGAAAAACUCAUUUUGUCCUUGGCCCAGAUAGGCUCUACUCCACGCCGGUCAGGCCCACAAAACCUUAUGCUGUCCAUCUUUCCGUUUGGAAUGCCCCAUAUGCCUCCAAUGAACAUUAAGCCUAGUGCAUUAACCACAGUGCCACCGUCUUCCUCUUCUGAUGUGGUGCUUGGCUCAGCUCCUUCCUGCCCUGUGGAAGUCAGCCAGAAUGCUUCCACUGGUGAGGCAGCUGUUGCAGAGUGUGAUGCCCCAGGUUUAGGGCACCUGCCUGCUUACUUUUUUGAACAAAUGAGCAAUGUGGCCUCCAGAAAUCGGGCCACCGCUGGAAGGAGAUCAUGUGUGGUCUGCAAGAGAAAAUCACCCGUCUACUGCAGCACUUGUCACAAGACACUUUGUUUCACAACUCUAAGAAACUGCUAUAGUAAAUGGCACAGAAGCAAUAACAUCUGUGUCUAAUAAUGAACAAAACUGAGUAACAGGUACGUCUUUAGCAUUCAUUUACCCUCAUUCUUCCUUUUUUGGUCUUUUUUGAAAAACCCAUCCAAGGAUACAGAGCGUUACCUAGUAGCAUUGUUAAUGGUCAAGCAGCAUACUUAAACAGUUAUUUAGAUAGUGUCCUCACAAUGUAUUAAUGUGAGGAAAGUAAGUAUUUGAAGCACUGCUGAUUUUUCAUGUUUCUCCACUUACAGAAAGCGGAGAGAGUUGUGAUUCUUAAGGUAGUUACACAUCAAAAUUUGAAAUCUUUCAUUUCAUCUUUAAAAUCUUUAGUAUCAAUGCAUAGUAUUAGUAAUUCAUGUAGCCUAAAAUCAGAAACUGGAAGACAAUAAAGUUAUCCAGAAAUGAACAUAUUUCAUUGCUACAUAUUGACUUUAGAAAGGAACAUUCAUCAGAAAUCCUCUUUAGUAUCAAGAGGACAUUUGUACUUGAUGCCUAAGUUAGAAGACAACACCUAAUGGGACAGCACUCUUGCUUUUUUCUGUCUACAAAGGUGCUAAUUUGGUGGUCUUUGACCUUUAUCAGACAUCCACCAUUUGCUCUUAAGAAGAUUAAAUUGUAUAAAUUGUAUCCUGCCACCAUGUGUUUUACAGUGAUAGCACAACUCCUGCCACUUUAAUAACAGAGUAAGAACCUUAGAAUUUUAAACUGAAAACUGUAAUAUGAGCACAUUUCUGCAAUAAGUUAUCAUCCAAACAUUCACUUUUAUUAGGACAGGGGUUUGUCAGUAUACACUAAUCUUUUUGAUUUUGAUCAGUCAUCCGUGAAGAAUUAAAUUACAUCACUGCUGCUCAAUAAUGCGAACUUCCUUCAGCUGGAAAUUUCUCACAGUUUUAGAUUAAGAAUACUUUUUAUUUUAUGUCAGUAUAAAACUCCCCAAAUUUUUGUGCAUUGGUCCCGCAUUUUGUAUUGUAAAGUUUGUGUAGGUAUGUCUCUUACUUCUUGAUAUCUUACCUCAGGGGUUAAGCAUGAAGCUACUUUGCUCUCAGGUAUUAUUAAAACGUGUAAAUAUGGACUUUGACACACUAAUGAAUACUGCUGUAGACCCUGACAACUUGAAAAACGCAUACGGCAUUGUUAUACCACUGGAUCACAACACUGUACUGUAUUGACAUCUGUCUUGAAAUGCUCAUUUUGAUAAUGCAGACUUUAAAAAUUUAGUCUUGGGGCACAUAUUUUUCUUAUCAUUUAUUUCACAUCCUACAUGUAGACUACAACAUCACUUUUAAAAACAUUUUUGUACUACUUUGUCUUAGCUCCAACAAAAGUCUGAGUAAGGAGUGCAGUCAGAGCACCGGAGGUUUUCAUGUACAUCGUUUUUUAUGUAUUUACAGCUCAGCCCUGGAAAUAUAGGUCUCCUGCUAAUCAUUCUAAAAGAGGCUCUUUAGGUAACAAUACCCCAAAAAAUGUCCACUAAGUAAUCUAAAAACUGCAAAAAUUAAAGUUUGCUACAGAUACAUGAAAUGCAUGGCAGUAAUUUUUUAAAAUAGUCAAGUACUCUGAUUAAUGCAUUGACUUACAUAUUGUGAAGUAUCAAGCAUACACAUUUGGACAUGAUUUCAAAACUAAACAAGUGUUGUUUAGGUAUCUAAUUAGCAUGCAGUAAAUAUUGCAAAAAGAAAAAUUACCCAAAGAGCAAAAGCAUAAAUAUAAAACUGGUUAGAAUGAAAACUAUCAAAAAUAGUAAAAAUAGGUUUUUGAAAAGUCUCAAUCUGGAUGGCACAUAUUAUUAGAAGCUCAGUGUAAAACCUUGAGCUGGUAAUUUUACACCAAAGUCCCAAGAUAUAUGAUUAUGUGAUUUACUAAAAAAAACUGCAAUAAGAAUAGAGUUUCAGAUAUAUAUUGAGAGCUUUUUAAUUCUGUUGUAAAUUGGUGAGCAAUUUCUGACUCUCGUGUGGAAAUAGUAACCAGUUAACUUCAGCAUAGUACUGUAGAUCAUUAGUUAAUUAUUAAGCUUAAUUGUGUUUGUGUCGUUUAUUGGUUGUUUGGACUUUGGCUUACAUGAAAAAUGAAAGGCUGGUACAAUUUGUAAAAAAGUUAUUUUAGCUUCUACAGGAACUAGACACAGUAAGAGCUUCAACUUGCUGCGGUUUUUAUUUAAGUAGUGUGGGUUUUUUUUUUUUUUUUUUUACUCUAACAAUGUGGAGAAAUCUUUAAAGCUUCCAUUGAUCACAGUAGCGUACUUGUGCAUGUUCAAAGGAAUUAUCUGUGCUUGGAAAUUUUAGUAUGGAAACAGCAUUACUUUCCCAGUGAAAUAACUGAAAUGGACUUGAAAUGAUUUUCUUUUUUUAUAUAAAAAAUGGCAUAAUGUGAAGGAAAACAUUUCAGAACAUGUUUGUACCAUAUGCUACAAACCUGAUUUCAGGACUACAUACUUGAAUUUUCAAUGUUCCUAUUUACAUGUUUCCUAUGUGUGUAUUUGUAGCUAUACUGAGGUAGAUUCUUAGGACUGUGAAUUUUGCAGAGGUAGUAUAGUUGUUUUCAAUGUUUAUGCGCAUAGUGUUAUUUUUUUGUGAGCGCUGGACAAAUAAUAGAGCAGCUUCACUGCAAUGUGCUGAGAGGAUUUUGACACAUUGGUAGGAAUGCUUUAGAAACAUAAUUCUGUGGCACCAAAUACGUAAAAUAAUGAUGUGCUGCAUCUGGAGUGUUAUGUAACAUUUUUUUUAUUUUCAUAUGAGCAAUUUGAAAAGUCUGAGCUUUUUCUGAUGCCUGGCACAGCUUUCAUGUGAAGCCAACUCUUGAGCUAGACAUAUCCGCAAAGAGAUUGUUUAAUUUUGAACCACAGGAUCACUAAUUAAUGUCAAUUUUAAAAAAAAGUUUUUUUGUCUUUCAAAAAAUACUCACACAAAUUUAUAUUCACUGACUAUUUGUGCUUUCAAGAUCUAUAAAGAUAAAAGAGAAAAAGAAAAUAGUUAUGAUAUUGGAAAGGUUCUUAUAGGUUAUACUGCUGGGUUUUUUUAUUAUUAUUAUUCAGGCAUUCUCACAGAAACAUAUCAAGCUCAUAGAAAUAUGGAGUCAUAAUAACCCUCAAGUAUCAUUUGAGUUUACAUUUCAUAUGGCUUUUUUUUUAAAUAAAUGAAAUAUAUAAAUCCUGACUUUUUUCAUACAGCUGAAGUAUCAUCCAUAAUCUGAAACAUUGCAUUUUGUAAGUCGACUGUAACCCAGAUUUUCUCAUUUCAUGUCUGUUUUUUUUUGGUCUUGCGUGAUUUUGUUCAUGUUGCUGUCAGAUUUUUAACAUUUCAGUACCCAGACUUUCACUCCUGAGUCAGGUCACCCCAUCAUCAAUUUAUUCCCUCAAUUCAUACCAACAAAUUACGAUUUUGUGUAGUUUAGGAUCAGUUAACCGUCAUAAUAUUUUAUCCCUGAUCAAGUUUAAAUAACUAAUCUGCCUGUUCCUGGUUGAUAGCCAUAUAGUAAAAAUUUAAAUCAGUAUUCCAUGGGUAGAAUUUAGAAAAUUACUUUGAGUCAGCGGUAGAGAUGCAACGUCGCCUUGGCUACUACAGGACCUGAAAAAUGGUUGGAACAAAAUAUUUAGAUGGCAAGGUUUUGAAUGUACAAAAGUUGAGUGUAAAACAACCAAAACAGUAAAUGUGUAGCCAAGACGCAUCCCCAAGCAUCUGGUGCUACAACGUGUUGAUUUGCCUGAACUGUGUAUAAAAUCCCUUUGUCAAAAACCUGCUCAGUUAUUGCUUAUUUAAUGGUAAAUGUAAACAAUAGAUAGGAAAAAUGUUCUCUGAUACUUUCAUGAUACAAAACUAAGUGUUUUAAGUGUAUUCUUUAAUUUUAAUGAGCUAAUUUGUCUCUGCCAUUAUGAGUGUUAAUUUUAUCUCUAUACUUUUAAUUUUUUUUUUUUUUUACAUAUUUCCUGUAAACAGUUAUGAAGGUAGAGUGUUAGAGGUAGAAUGUGUUCAUGUGUGCAUGUUUUUAUAAGCUAUUUCAGUGAAAGUUGUACUUUUAUCAGGUGCAACAUGUAUAACAUUAUAGUCCUAUUUUAUACCUUCUGUUGAUUUUUUUUUUUACACUGUACAUUUUUAUAAGGAGUUUAAUCAAAAAUAAAGAAAUUACAGAGCAA
Xiphophorus hellerii (green swordtail) is the source of this 6372-nucleotide messenger RNA. RefSeq names its product piggyBac transposable element-derived protein 4-like. Lineage: Eukaryota; Metazoa; Chordata; Actinopteri; Cyprinodontiformes; Poeciliidae. The record is from RefSeq and is a predicted model, not a curated record. The transcript is spliced from 2 exons. Bases 102 to 2261 code for a protein of 719 amino acids.